Cyclocybe aegerita is the source of this 981-nucleotide messenger RNA. Lineage: Eukaryota; Fungi; Basidiomycota; Agaricomycetes; Agaricales; Hemipholiotaceae. The record is from the annotation of a GenBank genome assembly.
AUGAAUGAAGAUGCACUCAUAUUCCAACAAUUCACAGAGCAACUUGAAGAGGAGGCAGAUGAAGAGUACUGGGAGAUGGGUGCUGCUUCACUCGGCGUCAUAGUGGGAGGUGCCGAGAUCUCACGUCAGUUACGGAAUGAACGACGUCGCGAAACCCGCCAAUAUCUUACCCGCCCUGAACUCCUGGAGAACCCCCGGAUUGCGACACCAUGGACCUCCCUUUACGACAGCAGGAGUGACCGUGCAUAUAUCACAACCAUGGGGUUCGAUGUUGCCACCUUCGAUUUCAUUCUCGAGUCGGGAGAUCCACGACCAGGCAGCCGAUCUUUGGAUCCCCCAGGGGCCCUUGGCCUUGUCCUCCAUUAUCUCAGCUCCACAAUGCUCGACGUCAGCUUGCAGCAAAUCUUUGCUCUCAUCCCUGCCACAGUUGUCCGGUAUCUUGACUUCUCACUUGACAUACUUCUCGAGGUCUUGCGAAGAAUGCCAGAUGCCCGUAUCAAGUGGCCGAAGGGUGGCCCAGGUGGUGGGCAAUUCCAAGAAUACAAUGAUCUUAUCAUUGUUCGACAUCCUCGACUGAUUGGGGCCUUCGCUGCCAUCGACGGAUUGAAUCUUCCUGUCCAAACAUCGGAGGAUGAAGAUAUUGAGAAUGCUACCUACAAUGGGUGGCUCUCAGAGCAUUUUGUCAGCUCAGUACUUGUGUUCUCACCGAAAGGCAAGAACAUCAAUGCUAUUGUAACUUCAUUCACUGAUAAUAUCUUAGGUGAAAUCAUUGAUGCUGUUGUAAAUGCACCAGGCAGUUGGCACGAUGCUAAUGUUGCUCGUCCUAUUUUUGAACGGCUUCGCACACGAACACCACCUGGAUACUACCUCAUUGCUGACACAGCAUUUCCUUGUGGAACACAAUCCAUUGCAGGACGCAUUCGCGCCCCGCUCAAGGCUGGCCAGGCUGUGCGAGGUACGCCAGACGAGAUUGUGGAGUGA